Molecule: messenger RNA, 2266 nt
Organism: Dendronephthya gigantea
Lineage: Eukaryota; Metazoa; Cnidaria; Anthozoa; Malacalcyonacea; Nephtheidae
Product: beta-1 adrenergic receptor-like
Exons: 1
Coding region: 652-1740 (362 amino acids)
Biological process (GO): G protein-coupled receptor signaling pathway
Cellular component (GO): membrane
Molecular function (GO): G protein-coupled receptor activity
Source: RefSeq, a predicted model, not a curated record
AGCAAUCCAGAAAACCAGUAGCAAGAUUUUUAUUCAUACACGUUCUGUGCUUUUUGAUGUAAGUUAUUUCAGACAAGAGCACGCUGACACACCAAGUGGCUUCCAUUUAGCAUUUAAUUUUCUUAAUGGAAGAAUCAAUCAGCAUUUGGUGUGGCUAGGCAACGAUACAUUUCGACAUUUCUGUUAGUUCAGUUGUUCGCAUAAACGUGUGGCAACGACAGGUUGAUUUUGAAUAAAAAUAUUGAACUGAGGGCAAGUAUUGUACUCGAAAAAGAAGAAAUAACCUUCAACAUUCAGGAAUAAAUUGUGUAAAAGUCUUUUUUUUCGUUGUGAGUUAUUAUGUGACAGUUGAGAAAAGUUUAAGAGGUUUGCAAUUAAAUUAAGAAGCCGAGUGGAUCCGAGUGGAAAUUGAAAAGCAGAGUGCAUCCAAACUUGAGUAAGUUGAGUAGUUAGUCUGACAAGGAAAGCUGAACAGAAGACGCAUUUUUACACACACUUCAAUUAAUCUAAUCCAAUCGUGACGAACAGUGCCCGUAUACAAGAACUAUCUUUGCAGGCGUGGUAAUUAUAAUCUAACGUGGGCUAUAUCCUUGAUAUCGUUUGUUUUCUUUGGUUAUUGGUUCGAAGAAGAAACUAUAAUUCAACGAAGCCAUGGAUAACACGCCUGCCAACAAAUCAGAACCUCCUUUGGAUCAAACUGCAGCAGACACUGUAGUCCAAGUGUUCACUAUGUCAGUGAUUAUAAUUCUGUCGGUGUUCUUCAACGCCGUUGUUCUUAUUUGUUUCUACCGACAUCAUGCUUUACAAACCUUCACGAACGCGUUUGUUGUAAACUUGGCCUGCGCUGAUUUCCUUUUUGGCCUACUAGGAAUGCCUCUGUCUCUGGUAACUUCAAUCACCAUUGAUUACGCAUUUCCCGUGUCAGUAUGUAAGUUUCAUGGAUUUGUACUCGUGUUAUUCAGCGAGGCUUCAAUAUGGACUUUGACAUUUGUUAGUUUUGAACGUUACCUAUCAAUAAGGCAUCCAUUUCACCAUCAAAGAUGGAUAACUCCUUCUGUAGUUACAACAACAAUCGGAGCUGUAUGGGCAAUAUCUAUUCUUUUUGCUUUACUGCCAUUUGGAAUCUCCAAGUACUCCUUUUAUCGUUUUAAUCAUAUCUGUGUGGCUGAUUGGAGGAUUAGUUUUCAAACAACUCUGAUCUAUUGUAUUUGCAGCAUUUUUAUUCCAUUUACGUUUAUGGUAAUUUCGAACAUUGGUAUCUUGAAAACAGCUUUGGAACAGAAUCGCAAAGUGGAUGUUAAAGUUGGAAACAUACGAAAGAUGACAAUCAGACCGAGCGAAGCACCAGUGAUUGAUGUAGUGCACCUAGAAGCUGAAAGAAAAGCUGCCGAGAAAGCGAAAGCUCGUAAAAAGAAAGAGAAAAGAGCAACUCUUCUUGUUCUUGCCAUCGUCGGGACUUUUGCCCUAUGCUGGAUACCCUAUGCUAUCACCUCAAUGUGUUUGAUGAUACGAAGUUAUGAAUGUUUAUGGUCUUCCAGAGUGUUUGUUGCUAGUGCCUGGCUCACGAAUCUUAGCAGUGCUCUUAAUCCUAUCUUGUAUAUCGUGUUUAACGUCACUAUACGACGAGCAGUCAAGCAAUUACUCGGAAUAAGUCCAAAGAAUGGAGUCGACGGUAGCGAUGGAGGAACUCUCGUUACUAAUGUGACGAGGUUCAAUAGACGCGCAGAAAGAUCGCAAUAAAAUAUUGUCUGAGUGGCCAAAGCUAAGCCUAUAAAUUGGUGUAAUUUUCUUUUUAUGCACUCAUUUGAAUAGCGCACUAUAGUUGCAUUUAAAUACAUUUUUUAGAUUGUAUACUUAAACUGAUCGACUACAAAUGCCUUUCCCUACGGAAUUAUUAAUAGAUAGAAAAAAUUCUGAAUCAAUUUUGCAACCUUGUGCUAUUGAUUAAAACUUGCUGUGAGAAACGCUGUAAGAGAAUACUCCGCAAGCAGCACAAGGAUUCCGCCAUGCAAAAGAUAAAUUAAAUUUACGAUGCAUGUAGCCGAUAUAAACCUUUCGACAGCUGGCUUUUUGAGUACUUUUAUAUAUGUAAUUGUAGACACAACAUAUCCGUUUUAGUUAAAGAUAGUGAAUUGCAUUUGCACUACAGGUUUUUGUAAGCUAGAAAAAUAAGUGACCGUCACGUAGAGCUAAAUAUUCUGUCACAUUUUAACAGAAAUUGAUUGUAUAUUUAACUUAAAUUCAUUGCUCAUGUAAUUAUCAGUUU